AAUCAAACACACCGGAGUAUUCCAGAAGUGCGCUCUGCAGUAGCAGCUCCGGAUAGGAAACUAUCUAGAAAUUUGCAGAGCGCACUGUCUAGAUCUCCGAUCGAGUUGGAUUGGUUGUAGUUGCAUCUAAUUCGUCAGGUCGGGUACGUUGCAAUUCACAGCUAGCAAACCGGAAUCCAAUUUGACCAUCUUACCCGCGAGAAGCUCAAGCUCUUAUCGACAGAGUAUUGAGGAGUUCCCUCGGGUGAAACAGAAUCAGCGAGGAUGGAGAUUGGAAGUAGCAGCGAGAGCAGAGCCCCGAUCGAUGUCACAAGAUCCUUGAUCUUAGUCAUAGCUUUGUGUACAACACUCUUCAUGGUCACAGACUAUGCUACGAUGGCAGCCAAGUUCUGCUACGAGGUGUAUUCAGUGGUCACAAUUGAACGUAGGUAAAAUUUAGGUUGGCUGCACCAGUUUGAGUGGAAUGGCCUAUACCAAUCCUGCAGAUAACGACAGUAUUGCACACAAUGUUCCACUUCUUGAGGGCGUUCCAUAUUCCAAGAUUGUUAGUAUGCGAAGGACCCCAUGAGAAAGAAGCCGGUAUAAUGAAUGCGCAUUGCAUCUCCACUAUUUACAUUCUUCUCCAAAUUGAAUCAGGUAUCUAGCAUGACAGAGUUUAACUCGUUUGCUGAUAGUCUGAGUACAAGCUACUUCUAGAAAUUCUUCCGCCUGAUUCCGUCACUUAGGACCAUUGUAUUAUCUGAGUAUUAUGGAUUAAAAAAAUAUAUCGGCUGUCGA
This is a messenger RNA of Marchantia polymorpha subsp. ruderalis, 777 nucleotides long. The record is from the annotation of a GenBank genome assembly. Lineage: Eukaryota; Viridiplantae; Streptophyta; Marchantiopsida; Marchantiales; Marchantiaceae.